Closterium sp. NIES-67 is the source of this 11160-nucleotide messenger RNA. The record is from the annotation of a GenBank genome assembly. NCBI's taxonomy places the organism in Eukaryota, Viridiplantae, Streptophyta, Zygnematophyceae, Desmidiales, Closteriaceae.
AAAAACCCAAGUCACAACUACAAGUCAGUCAGGAAUUCGGCUAGGUUAGAGAUCCAUGUCCGGUCAAUCUUGCAGUUCAGCCGGAAAUCACGGGAGCGUAAGAAACGAUCUGUAGCAUUACGACAAAACAUUCAUACUCUGUCGUCAAGUUUCGUCUUGAACGAAGCGGAAGCGUGGCUCUCCGUCUGACCGUCUGCAAGCUUUGCCAUGCUCGGUCUAAGAUCGUACCAAAUCUCUUCAUUCAAUCGUAUCUCAGCAGAUCAGAUCUCUUAUCUCAGUAUCUUAUCUCAACCAGUAACAUUCCGCCAUGUCGGGUCGCAGCAAAUUCACGAGCGUCAAUCUCAACAGCUCCUUCGGGAGGCAAAGCCCCUCCCACUCCCACUCCGGCCCCGGCCAAACCACAGCCGCCGGAUCCAGAUUCGGACGGUCAGGAUCAUUCGGAAGCAUGAUGGUGCUGGGGAAGGUCGCAACUCCCGGAGCGUCCGCGGGUAGCAAGAGCGGGAAGCUGGUGGUGCCGAAGCCAGUCAACCUGCCGUCGCUGCGACGAGAGCACGCGGGGAACGAUCCGUCCGUCUCGCUCGUUCCCGCCAGCAGUACGGUAGUAUCGGGAUGGCAGAGACCCGGGGGGGGGAAGCCGCACGGGGAAGGGACGCACGCGGCGGAGCAGACACUAUCAGCAGCAGCAUCAGCAGCAGCAUCAGCAGCAGCAGCGGUUUCAGCAGUAGCAGCGGGGGAAGCAUCGGCUCGCGCGUCCGGUGCGACUCACGAGGCCAGGCGUUGCGUGUCGCUCUCCCCGCCUCCUCAAGGCUACGCCUUUCUGGCCAAUUCAGCAGCAGCUGCCGCGGCACCGGCGGCGGCAGUUGCAGCGGCGUCAGUAGGCGAGCCGAAUCGCGCCCCCUCGGCGCACCGACCAGGGGUGUACCAACCGCCGGGCUCGCGCGGCGGCAGCAGUGCCACGUCAGCCUCCACGUCAGCUGUCACGAACGCGGGAAACGCCGGCGUUGUCUUGCGCGGGGAAGAUUUUCCCUCACUGGAUGACGCAGCAAAGAAGCAAGCGUCGACUAGCAGUGCUGUACCAAGCGUCGGACGCGGUAAGGAGCACCCUGGCAAGAAGAAGACCAAGGCAUUAGAGGCUAAUAGCGGGGAUGAGCUGGCGCGAUUGGCGCAGGAGCAGGGUGGAGGGGACGAGGCAGGUCGGGCGACGGAAAGGCCGCAGGGUAGCGAUGCGACGACGAAACGGGUUACCAGUGGGCGAUGGGGAGACGAAGAAUCGGAUCAGGAGCUGAACGAGCGAGAUCCCCUGUCCGGAUCUCAAUCUAACAAGGCGCCAGAUUUUAUUUCCAGAGACCAAGGCAGCGAGGCAUCUGGCGAUCCCGGUGCCUACGGUGCGGACAGAUCUGACAGACAUCCCCGUUAUAAGGAGAACGAGAGGCCGAGGAGGCCUGGAGAGGGCAUGGGUCCGCCGAACCAGUUUGGCCCGCCACCCGGGGGAGGCUUCCGCCGACCUUCCCCUCCGCGCAGAGCAUGGGCGGACGAUGAGCGGGACCUUGCGCCACCCCACCCUCCCCAUCCCCCCCAUUUCGCGCAUGGGGGUAGGGGGCCAUUUCCGCACAGAUUCGACGGUCCCAGGGGUCACUUCGACGCUAACGGGUUUCCCAUGGGUGGUGAACCGGGAGGGUUUCAUAACGGAUGGGACUCUAGAGAGGGGUUUCAUUCUAGAGAAGGCUUUCGGGAGUAUCCUGGUCCGAGGAAUGGGGCCACGGAAUGGCAGGGAGAUCCGAGGCCCGGCGAGGCGUUCAUGUGGCGAAGGGACGAUCCGCACGGGUGGGAGGGACGGCCGCCUGCAGGACGAGGGAGGGGAGGGCCGGGGCCAGGACCGCCAGGCGCACUAGGGCCCCCUGGACCGCCAGAUAUGCGAGGGCCACCAGGCGCACCCGAGAUGAGAGGGCAACCAGGGCAACCAGGACCGGCAGGGAUGCCAUUCCCGGGUGAGUUUGAGCGCUAUGGGCCCAUGGGGGACCCGGGGAGAGGCAGAGGCGGUGGUGGUGGCGGGUAUGGUCCCAGGGGGGAGUUUCCCAGGGGUUUUGCGCCCGGGCAGGGUUUUGGCCCCGGGCAGGGGUUUAGGCCCAGUAGGGAGGGCGGAGGGAGGGGCGUGGGGCCGGACGUUUUUUCCGGUGGCCCGCGGAUGGAGCUGCAGUCUCUGCCGCGCGUGGGGGUGGAGCCUCCGCCUAGUUUUGGGCUUGGUGCUCUGGGGCUGGUGAGGAGGAAGAAAGCGGAGGGAGAGGGGGGUGGGUCGGAGUUUCGUGACUUGGAAAGGGAGCGGUUUGAAGAGGAGUUGGAGAAGUUGCAGAUGCAGAAGGAUAGGGAGAGAGUGAGGAAGGAGGAGGAGGAGCAGCGGGCGGCAGAGUUUGCGAGGCAGCAGGAGGAAGAGGCGAUGCGGAGGGGGAGAGAGGAGGAGGAGGCGAGGCGUAGGGCGGAGGAAGUGGAGAGAGAAGCCGCGCAGAGGGCGGCUAUGGAAGUGGAAGAGGCGGUGAGGAGGGUAGAGGAGGAGAGGAGGAGAGUGCAGGAGGAGAAGAGGAGGAUUCUGGAGGAGGAGGAGAGGAGGAAGGAGAAUGCGCGGAGGAAGUUGGAGGAGCUGGAGGAGAGGAUAGCGAGGAGGAAGGCGGAGGAGGAGGAGAGGAGGAAGAGGGAGGAGGCAGGCGGAGCGGAGGGGCAAGGGGGGGCGUUGAGUGAGGGUGGGCAGGGGCAGCAAGGUGAGGCGUCGCAGGGUGUUGUGGAACGGAGUGUGGCGUUGGGGCAGGGACCAGGAAAUGAGGGGAACGGGCAGCUGCAGGGGCAGGGGCAGGGGCAGGUAGUGGAUGGCUGGGAAGGCGCGGAGAGGAAUGAGGGAGGGUAUUUGCCAGGGGAGGUAGGGUCUAACGAGCAGAAUCCAAGUGGAGAGGUAGUUGGAGGUCAUUCAAACGCGCAGGGAAGCGAAGUGGAGGAAAGACGGACUUCUAUGGGGAAUGGGUCAGCGCAGGAGCAGGCUGCUGGGGAUGGCAGCAGCACCCAAGUAGCUUCUGAGCCGACUGAAAAGGCUGCUGGUCGGGAGGAUGACAGAGCCCAAGAGAUUCCAAAGUCGGACGAGCAGUGUGAGAUUCUUGCUGGCAUGGCAGAAGGUGCCCCCACAUGGGUAGAUGGCACGGAGGUCCCUGGUGAGAGCAAGACAGUGAGAGACGAAGGGGAAGGCGUGGUUGGGAAGAGCGUGCUAGGGAAGAUGGGCCAGGUCGAGGGGGAGAAAGGUAGCGAAUUUCAAGUGAACCGUCAGAAGCAGGAGCAGGAGGAGCAGGAGCAGCAGCAGGAGCAGCAGGAGGAGCAGCAGCAGCAGGCUGGGCUUUCCCAUGAUAAGGCCGGGUCCACUGUAGGGGGCCCUAUUGCUGCCUCCUCCCCUUCCCCGCCCCUUGAUCGCACGCGUCUGGGGGAGAGGCAGCAAGCCAACCACACCAGUAACCAGAGCCUCUAUGACCCUAGCGCAGAGGGGCCGGGGUUAGGGAUUUCCCAGGGUUUUUCUCACUGGAGCCAGCAGCAGCAACAGCAGCAGCAUCACCAGCACCAGCACCACCACCAGCAGCAACACCAGCAGCAACAGCAGCAACAGCACCAGCAACAGCAACACCAGCAAUACCAGCAACAGCAGCAACAGCAACAGCACCAGCAACAGCAGCAGCAACACCAGAUGCAGGGGCAGUCGAUUCCGCCUUACGGAUUCCCCAGCCCAGGUCCUCUCUUGCGCGCCCAUCAGUUCGCCCCACCUUACCCUCACUUCCCUGUAAUGCAGCAGCAUCUAGGGACCAUGCACCCCCACCCCUUCCAGCCGUUGCCAGGGCACCAGCACCAGCAGCAGCCGCCGUUGCUGCACCGACCACCCGGGCUGGGUCCUGGGCUCUUAACCCAUGGGGAUGCGAGCCACGGCUUUGCUACAUAUACUGGCCACGUGCCGGCGCAAGGGGUUGGGGUUCUGGGUACAAGGGAUGCGGUAGUGGACAGAAAUGAAGGGUUGAUUGGCGGUGGUAGUGGGGCGAUGGGGAAUGGUGGUGGAGUGGUGGUGAGGGAGAGAAGAUGGGGGCAAUCUGGGGAGUACUUAGACUGGAGAAGGAUUGGGCCUGAUGCUGCAUCGAGUAUUUUCCUCGGGCAGGCCGGGCAGCCUGGAAUGCAGCAGUGGCAGGGGCGGCCUGGGUUCGGGCAGGAGGAAAAUUCUGGUGGUCCAGAACGGGCAGAAGGGCGAAGCUGGGCAAUGGGAGGGGGGGUGGCGGGAGCAUUAGGACCAGAGGAGUCAGAGAUGAGUGAGUCCGAGAGCCUGCCUGCAGAUGUGGUGAAUGAGCUGGGGGCCCUGCUGUCGGAUCGAGAAGAGGGGGGCAUGUCGGACAGAGAAGAGGGAGCGACGGGGAAUCAGGAGAGAGCGGUGAUGGUAGGUAGGGAAGGGUUGGAUUCGGCUGAAAGAGGAGGAGUGGUGGGUGCUGAUAAGGAGGAGGUGGGGGUGGAGGAGAAGCGGCUUGCAGUGAGAGCCGAGGAGAAGGGAAGUGUGGUGGAGAAUGGCGAGGCUGUGGUGAAAGAUGCCGGCACUGGUGCAGCAGAAACAGGCAGCAUAGACUCACAGGGCGCACGUGCCUCUGUCGCGCCUUCAGCUCUCUCUGCUGCUGCGCCUUCAGCUUUCCCUCCUGCUGUGACUUCUGCUGCUGCAGCAUCUGCUGAUAGUGCUCCGUCCAAGCCGUUCCUUCCCGCCCUGCUGCGCACCUCUGGAGCCCCUUUUGUCAUUCAAAUCGGCUCCGUGCCUCUCACUGUUGGUGGGGCAGCCCAGCCAUCCGGGCAGAACGAAAGUUUUGGAGCGUCCCCGUUGCCAAUGUUUCAGUUCGGGCAGAUCGGGGUUCAGGCAUCAAUGUUGCAUCCUGUGCCCCCUGCUGGCCAGGGCCCAGAGUGUGCCACACAACCGAACCAGCAGCAGGAGUUACCGAAGCAGCAUCAGCAACCACCAAACCACCAGCAGCAGCUUCCGAACCAGCCCUCGAUGGUGUUAGAACCGCACCAGCAGCAGCAGCAGCAGCAGCAGAAGAAGAAGGGCGCGGCAGCACCAGGUCAGGUACCUUCAAAAGAAUCAAUUGUGCAAAGGGUGGUCUCUCAAGAGCCGUUGCUGCCGCUUCCAGUAUCAAUGCCCCCCCCGGUGGGUGCCCAGCCGCCUGCUGUGGGGGGGAGAGAAGCGCUGGAGCAGAGGGACGGUGCAGGUUCAGGCGCGCGGCUUGUUGAACGGGGACAAGUGGGCCGGGGGAGAGGCAGGGACGCGGUUACCACCCCAUCUGUGCCGGGAAUGCCUGCUAGGCCCGGACCUGCAGCCUCGGCUGUUGGAGCGGUAAGUGGCUCGGGAGCUGGCUCGAUGGCAGGUGCGGCAGCUGGUCUGGUGUCAGGUUCGGCGGUAGCUUCGGGGGGUGGUUCGGGAGCAGGCACGACUCCAGCUUGGUUUGUGGCUCAGGGUUUAAGGCUUACUGAGGCGAGAAUUGGAGGGGUUUCGGAGGGGACAGGUGAAGGGUAUUCAGAGAUUAGGGGUAGUGAUGGUGUAGUGGGUGAUCGAAAGGGCGUGGCGACAGCUGGUGGUUUGCAGGAGAAGCAGAUAACACGGGGAGCAACAGGGGGUGAAGCAACAGGGGGCGGAGCAACAGGGGGCGGAGCAACAGGGGGCGGAGCAACAGGGGGGGAUAAGGACGGCACGGGAUUGAGUGCUGGAGUGGAGGAGCCUAAGCAGGGGACUUUGGUUAACGCUUGUGAGUCAAGGCGAGAUGUGAGUCAAGAGGUUGGAAAGACUGACGUGGUUAGAGUAGUGGAAAAGACGGAUGUAGCAAAAGCGGAUGUAGCAGAGGCGGGUGCCAUAGGCAUGGCAGUUGCACAGGAGAAACAGAGGGAUGCGGGUGGCCAUGCUGGCGGUGCUGAUGCUGUUGCUGGUGCUGAAGGUUGGCUGCUGCAGCAAGGGUCUGCUCCAGGUGAAACGGAGGAUCUGGCAGGUGGGGAGAGUGGCGUGGCGUCAGGUGCUUUUGCAGGUGCUUCUUCAGGUGCUUUUGCAGGUGGCUCGGACAGUGGCGUGUCGGAGGCAGAGGCUGCUUACGAGAGUGCUGAUGCCACGAGCACUGGCUCGGAGCACGAGGAGGUGGAGUCAAAGAUGGGAGCACAGAUGGAGGAGGAGAAAGUGGAGGAGAAGGAGGAGGAGAAAGUGGAGGAGAAAGCGGAGGAGAAGGGAGGGCAGCUGCAUGUGAAGCAGGAGCAGGAGGGUGACGAGGAGCCGCAGCAGGGGCAGGAAGAGGAAGGGCAGGAGCGCGGGCAGGAAGAGAAAGGGCAGGAGCGCGGGCAGGAAGAGAAAGGGCAGGAGGAUGCCGUGGACACACGCAUGCAACCCGCACGAGGAGAGAGGGUGCCGCAACGUGAGGCACAAAAGGCCAGUGCUUCCGAGAAGAAGCAGCAGGCGCAGCAGCAGCAGCAGCAGUCGAAGCCUGCAGUGAGCCUGCGCCGGCCGUUCUCAAUGUUCCCCACGGCCUUCCUCUCCUCCCUGGGGUUCCUCUCAGGCGCGUCCUCCUCCUCCUCAUCCUCCUCCCCUUCCUCCACCUCUCCCCGCGUAGGGAAAGCCCCACCUGAAGCGUUGCCGCAGGGGUCCUCUCAGGCUGCCUCUGAGCCACCCUGUGUAGCACCGACUACUGCUUCUGCUGCUGCUGCUGCUGCUGUUUCUGUUGCUGCUUCUGCUGCUGCUGCUGCUGCUGUUACUGCUGCAGGCAGGGAUGCUUCGCCCUCGGCAGCUGUAGCAGUAGCUAGUGGGGAAACGGGGUCAGUCAUAGAUGCGGCUGCUACAACUGCUACGGAGGAAAGCGCAGGCACAGCUGUAGCAGGUUCAAAGCGGAGGGAGAGGAAGGGGAAGGGGGUAGCUACUGCUGCUGCUGCUGCUGCUGGGAAGGAAAGAGCAGGAGGGGGGAGCGGGCAGCAGGGCAGCAAGAUAGGUGUAGGGGUAGUGACUGAGGCCACUGAAAGCAGCUCUGGUACUGGCGCUGGGGGUGAUGGUAGGAGCAAUGAGGGCAGUGGAACGAGUAAAGCUGCUGGGAGCAGCGCAGCUAGUGGGGCCGGCAAGGGCAAUGGGAGCAAGGAAGGGUCGGUGAGAGAGGGGCCACGUGUGCCAGCUAGACUCGGCUGGCUGGUGGAAAGGCUAGAGAGCCUGGGGCACUCAGAGGAGGUGCCCCUGGGAGGGGGGAUAGUGAAAGUGUUUGAGCAGAUAGGGGUGGAUCAUGAAGAGGAGGAGGGUGGUGGGGGGUUUGUCACUGUGCAGUCGAAGAGGGGGAGGCGGGAGCAGAGGGAGCGGGAGCAAAGGGAGAGGGAACGGGAGGAGAGGGAAAGGGCGAAGGAGAAGGAGAAGGAGAGGGAAAGGGAGAGGGAGCGGGAGAGGGAGCGGGAGAGGGAGAGGGAGCGGGAGGUGAAGGCACGAAAGCGGGAGCAACGUAUGAAGGAGCAGCAGGAGCAGCAACAGAGGCGCAAGCACGCCGCUCAUGCGAACACUAUUGGCGCCAGCGUAACCCUCCCUGUGACAACGGCUGUUACGGCAUCUACUACUACUCCAGUCACGGCUCCCGACGCUGGUGGUGUCAAGCAACAGAUCCUCGCUCCUAUUCCGGCUCCUACACCUGUGCAAUCUUCGCCAGCGUUGCCUUCCACGACAGCAUUAGAAGGCCCCAUGUGCGUGAGUAGCAGCACAGCGCCGGCUGUGGCAGCAGCACCCACCAUACUCGUUACUCCUCCCAUGGCUGCGCCUCUGGUUCCGCCCAUGGUUGCUCCUGUGGUCGCUCUAAUGCAACCCCUGCAGCAGCAGCAGCAGCAACAGCAGCCGCAGCCGCAGCAGCAGCAGCAGCAGCAGCAGCAGGUGCAGCAGGGUGGAACAGAGCAAGGGGAGCAGGGGCAGAGGAAAGGCCAGCAGAAGCAAGGGCGGCAGAGGGGCGGCAGAGGCGGCAAGCAGCGGCAGGAGUGGCGUGCUGCUGGUGUCAGUGGGGGGAGCUCCGACCAGCACCAGCAGCAGCAGCAGCAGCAGCCGCAGCAGCAGGAGCGAAAGGAGCAACAGGGACAGGAGCACAGAGAGCAGCAGCCGGAACCGCAGCCACAGCAGCAGCAGCAGCAGGGGCAGCAGGAGGAGCUACAUCAGGGGCAGCAGCAGCAGGCACAGCAGCAGCAGCAGCAGCAGGAGCAGGAGCAGCAGCAGGAGCAGGAGCAAGAGCAGCAGCAGGAGCAGGAGGCACAUCAGGCGCAGCCGAAUGAAGGGGUUGAAGCAGGUGGGAAGCAGCUGCAGCAGCAGCACGAGCAGCAUCAACACCAUCAGCAACCGCAGCAGCAGCAUGUUGCCUCAGGUGUAUAUUUCCCUGCAGCAACAGCAGCUGUCCCUUCUGCGCCCGCCCACUUCCCUCACAUGCAUAUGUACCCAGGCAUGCUGCAGCAUCAAGGCAUGCUGGCCUCUCAAGGUAUGCUCCCUCAUCCGACCAUGUCCCCUUUCCCCAUGUCCCAGCCACAUGCCCUUACACAUCCGGCCCAUGCCAUGCCAACCCACACAAUGCCUAACCCUGCCAUGCCAAGCCCCAUGCCAAGCCAUGCCAUGCCAGGCCAUGCCAUGCCAGGGCAAAUCAUGCACCCUGGGCCCCCCGUCAUGAUUUUCCCUGCCCCUCCUUUUUUGAGCGGGCAGUUCGGGCAGGUUGGUCAGCCCAUACCAGCAGGGAUUGGGCAAGGGAGUAUGGGGCAGGUAGGAGUGGGACAGGUAGGUAUGGGGCAGGUAGGUAUGGGGUUUCCUCUGCCGCAGUAUGGACAAGGGGGGUAUGACUUCAAUGCUUCCACCCAAGCACAAACGGGGCAGCAGCAGCAGCAGCAGCAAGGGCAGCAGCAGCAGCAGCAAGGGCAGCAGCUGCUGCUGCAGCAGCCGCAGCAGGGGUUGCUGCAGGAGGGGCAGCAAAGGCCGGAGAAGAAAGAGGAGGGUAUUGGAGGGGUAGGGCCCCAGAAGGGCAGGCAAAGGCAGAAGCAGCGGCAGAGGCAGCAGGGGGGCCAGCAGCAGCAGCAGCAGGGAGGGGUGGGUGGAGGAGGCAUGCAGUCUCGCUCAAAAUUUGAGGGACCUCCGAACACGUCUCACCUGCGAUAUGAGGCGCCUCCAAGCACGGGUCGAUCUCGAGGCGGUGCCGUGCCCCCACCGAGGUUCCAGCAGCAACAGCAGCAGAUGCAGCAGCAGAUGCAGUUGCGGAACCAGCAGCAGCAGCAGCAGCAGCAGCAGCACCAGGUGCAGCUGCAGAACCGGCAUCAGCAAAACGUGCAGACCCAGCAGCAGCAGCAGCAGCAUAGGAUGCAUGAUGGGUCUGCAGUGAUGGGCGGCAAUCAACAGCCACCACAGCCACAGAUCCCACAGCAGCAGCAAGCCUUACAGCAGCACCCUUUACAGCAGCCGAUGCCUUUCUACUGGCCGCACCUUCCCCAGUUUCCACCUCCUCACGUUAAUCCUGCAGCCCCUUUCCCCCCCAUGGGUCACUCCCUCCUCCCUUUCGCUCCUCCCACUUUCCUCUCCUCUCAACUCCUCCACCCCACACCAACGCCACAACUGCCCAUGCCAAUAGCUCCGUCCCUGGUUACCCAUACCAGCGCCUCUGGUUCGGCUGCUUCACGUGCCGAACCAGAAGCUGGUAUGGCAGGCUCCCGAGCCUCGGAGCUAGGCGUGGAGGAAGGUAGCAGGGGCGGGGGUGAGAAGAGAAAGGAAGGGAGUGAAGACCGGGGCCGCAGACACAAUGCACCUGCUGCUGCUGUGGCUGGUAACGAAAGUGCUGCAUCUGCAGCAACUGCGGGGGGCAAUGCUGUUGCUGCUGCUGCUGCCGCUGCCGCUGCUGCUGCUGCUGCUGAUUCGUCUGAAGCGGCCACUUCCACUGGUGCAGCUCCGGCCACCAUAGAGGAUCAUCAUUUUCCUGAGUCCCUGGGGGAUGGAGACACCACCUUAUCCUACCAGCCCCAGCCCCUAGCACCAGCAGCACCACCACCACCAGCACCACUAGCAGCAGCACCACCACUAGCACCACUAGCAGCACCAGCACCACAGGCAGCAGCACAGGCAGCAGCACAGGCAGGAGGAGUAGGGAUGCUAACAGCAGGUGGCGUCUCUGUUCCUCCUCCCAGUGUCUACCACGCCCACCUUGGGUCCGUACCUGUAGGGAUGGCAGGAGCUAUGGCAGGAGGUAUGGUGGGGGGUAUGGCAGCUUCACAGCAGCAUAGCCACAGGUUCGGUGGAGGCUCGGACCAAGGCAUGGGCUAUUACCAAGGGAGGCCGGGUGCCCCAGGAGGGAACAAGAGGCGGCCCCGCCAACCGCCAAGGCUCACCCGAGCCUCUCCCGGAGGUUCGGGAGGCGAUGGCCUGGGUGGUAACCAGCAGGGUGGUGUGGUAUCUGCCAAUCAGCAAGGGCUUAGCCUACAGGAUUUCCCAAGCCAGCAAGGCUUCUCCAGACAGUAAGGGUUCUUUCCCAAGCAGCUUUUGAGUCGACUCAGAAGUCAACCCGCAGGGGUUCCCAAGCCAGCAAGGCUUCUCCAGGCUGUAAGGGUUCUUUCCCAAACAGCUUUUGAGUCUUAAAAGGUGGACUGGUAGAGGGGGGGGAAAGGUAGAGGUAAGGAGGAGAAGGUGGGAGUGCAGGGGAGUGGUUGGUGGGAGUGGUGCGUGGGGGUGGUGGAGGGAGUGGGAGGGGAAAGGGGUUGGAGUGGAGUGGAAGGAGUGGGAGUCAGAGCGGGUAGUAGCGAAGGAAAGCUGCCCAGGUUUGAGUGAGAGAAGUCCCAGGGUUUUCUGUAUUCUGCCCGGCUUUCCAAUCCAAUGCACAACAUUUUUGUGUCGGGGAGGGCUUUGGUUUGUUUGGACCUAGGUUUGGAACAGGGUCUUGUUGCUCACGUGCUUGCCUCUUCUUGGGGCUUGGUGUGGUGUGGUGGUGCUAUUGUGUGAUGCCGAAAGUUGCAACCUCUUUGCUUGGUGUGGACUCAGUAGAUUGGGUUUGCUUUGCUUGCAUCGGGAACAUUUUCUACCCCAGCAGUUCAUGAAAUGCUACCAGGCUGAAAUGUAGGUAUCCAAAUGUUGUAGUGUACCAGUAAAUUGGUAACAGCCAC